Molecule: messenger RNA, 1650 nt
Organism: Necator americanus (New World hookworm)
Lineage: Eukaryota; Metazoa; Nematoda; Chromadorea; Rhabditida; Ancylostomatidae
Exons: 14
Coding region: 1-1650 (549 amino acids)
Biological process (GO): mitochondrial fusion
Source: RefSeq, a predicted model, not a curated record
AUGACGACGAACAGAAGCGACCAAUUCGUUGAAAUCGAAUGGGCGUGUAUGAAUGACUCACUAGGCAACGUUCAAUACGUAAAAGAAGCCACAUUUUACCAGAAGACGAAAAAAAAAACUCUCUCGGCUGUUAUUAUCAGACAGGAAUGUGUCCGGCUGAGCGACGUGACUGGGCUGCCUAUUUCAACGAAACAGCAAAUGUUGCCCUUUACGGGUGCUUCUGCAGGGAAUGUAAGACUGCCCAGUCGUACAACCACGAUAAUCAUUUCUGGUGUUGGCCUUGGGAUUGUUGUAUUUGGCAUUCUGAUUCGUAGAUGGUUUCGACGUGGGGAGCAUACAAAUACAAAGUUUCUGUCAAGGUUGAACGAUUCAAACCUUAAUGAUGUUCGUGCUUCAUCACGACUACGUUGUACUCCGUCGUUUAGCGAUCGUGGUAGUGGACGUCAAGGUGGUUCACGUCAGCGAAAUCAUUUCAGUAACAGUAUCGAUGCCUUCCCACCUGUAUCUGCGGACUCCUGUCAGGAGUUGGUACGAUCAUUGGAACGUGUGAUCAAUGUGAUCGAGUUCUAUCGUGGUCGUAGUGAGAAAGAUGGUGACAAAUCCGUAGAGCUAACAUCUAUUGCCGAUCGUCUUCAUGCUAUUGAGGCUGAUAUCUCCCGUCUCGUUGCAGAUGGUGCAUUAGAUGAAAUCAAGGAUGACUUCAGUAGUGUAGUACCUCAGUCAUCUGGAUGGCAAGGUUACAGUGCUCCUCGUGCAGGAACACUUUCUGUGCUCUCAGAUGACUCGUUUAUGUCGGCCUAUGAGGAAUUCGCUGUAACCCUUGACGACGAUAUUCUUCGUGAUGUUGUUUCCCUUCCAGAAGAUCAGUUACUCUUUUAUAAAGAUGGUUUGAAGGCAGCAAAUAAUGGAGAGGUAGAGUAUAGGAAAAUGCGUGGUGAUGUAUGUCAAUGUGAAAGCGAACUCGAUUUCGCCGCUAAACUCUGGUGCUUACGUCAGGCUUUUGCAGUAUGCCUUGAUGAUGAUCAUCGUCGGAUGUGGCUGGCAAAAGCUGGCCGUACACUCCUCGGUGAUAUUCUCAGGCAUUCAAAGCAGGAUCCUGCUCAGUUCUACAUUGCUUUUGAUGCUCUAAUAGAUUUCUUCCGAGUGGAAUCCAAUAUCUGUCAGAUGGAGGAGGAAUUGGCUGGACGAGGAGUGGUGGAUUAUGGUUUCUGGGACGUUGUACUAGACUUUAUACUGCUUGACUCAUUCGAUGACAUAAAAUCACCUCCGUCGGCGGUGUACUCUGUAACGAAAAACUACUUUCUAUCGAACUCUAUGAAGUACUCCACCAUAAGCACUAUUAUUUGGUCCAUGUUGAAGGCUAAGCGUCAAAGACUAAAGGAUCAACACGGGUUCAUAGCCCAUAUCUAUAACGUUUCUGAAGCUGUAUCACCGGCUAUCACGCUCGGAUUUCUCGGAACAGAUCCUCGCAUUGGAGAGUUAUGCCAGUACUUUAAGGAACAAAUAACACAGUUUGUCGUGGAUAUUUUUAAUUCGAAACGCGUACGCUACACAACUGUAGAUGCACUAGCCGAAGAUGUCUGGAUCAUACUCGAAAACCGCACCGAAGCUGUUCGUACCAGACUUGGGACGGAGCUUAUUCCUGCCUAA